AUGAAGGAGAUACAGAUCUCGAAGACAGUGAUUCUGAUAAAGAUGAAGAUCAUUUUGUUGAGGCAUAUGAAUCAAAAAUAUCAAAAAAUGCUUAAUAGUUUUGAGAGGAUGAAAGAAAAGCUGAAUUCAAAGCUUAAUGAUGCGAUGACAAAGUUCCCUGAAAAGGAAAGUUUUAGAAUUUUCAAAGAAAAGAUGACAAAUAUGAUUGUUGAAGAAAAAACUGAAAGCACAACACUUUUUAAUUUUCCAAGUAAUGAAACUGGAGUUGAAGGAAUCAAUUUGACACCAAUAAUGGGUCAAAAAACAAAUGAUCAAAAAGAAAAUGAAGAUAAAGAGGGAAAUGGUGAAGAAGUCAGUGAUAAUGAUGCAAGUCAACCAAAAGUAGAUUAUUUGCUUGAUUCAAAUGAAGCAGAGAAUGAAGGAAUAAAGAAUGAUGCAGAUAAGAAUAAAAAAGAAGGUGAAAUUGGAGUAAAAGAGAAAGAUGGAAAGAGGAAUGAAAAUGAGAAUGAUGAAGAGGAAAAAGAUGAUCAUGCUGAGGAAACAAAUAAUCAUGAAGAGACUAUUCAACAAACUGAAAAUGAAAAUUUGUUGGAUAAAGUUGUUGACAACAUUGUGGACAAUGUCCUUGGAAUUGGAAUUUCAAGUUUAAAUAGUCAAGAAGAUGAAAUCUGGAAUCACCCUGAAAUGAAAACUAUUUUCGAUAAUAUUGAUAUAGGGUCACCAAUGAGUACAGGUAAAACUAAUACCCUUGCAGAAAAGGAAAAAUCAGAAGGUGUACAUGAACAAGGAACAAAAGUUGAAAAAACAAAGGGAGAUGAUACAGGUAAAUGA
Messenger RNA from Lactuca virosa, 831 nucleotides. NCBI's taxonomy places the organism in Eukaryota, Viridiplantae, Streptophyta, Magnoliopsida, Asterales, Asteraceae. The record is from the annotation of a GenBank genome assembly.